Drosophila ficusphila is the source of this 2031-nucleotide messenger RNA. It is a transcript of the gene Ns3, whose product is annotated as large subunit GTPase 1 homolog. Bases 108 to 1931 code for a protein of 607 amino acids. Gene Ontology annotation, cellular component: cytosol. Gene Ontology annotation, molecular function: GTP binding; GTPase activity. Lineage: Eukaryota; Metazoa; Arthropoda; Insecta; Diptera; Drosophilidae. The record is from RefSeq and is a predicted model, not a curated record. Gene Ontology annotation, biological process: ribosomal subunit export from nucleus. The transcript is spliced from 4 exons.
UGGCGCUAUCGAUUGUUCUCCACCUCUAACACUGCACGUGUUUUUGUUAACAAAUUGGUUUAUAUUCGUUUGGUUUUGCUUAGAUUUGCAAAUCUAAGAGUUGCGCUAUGGGCAAAAAAAGCAAGGGCGCCGCGUCCAACCUGGGCCGCCAGCUCAUUAAGGAUCGCUUUGGUCACACACCGCGCCGCAAGGUGGACAACGACACGAUGUUGCACACCACCGAGUUACAGGAUGGCUACGAUUGGGGCCGCCUGAACUUGUCCUCAGUUACCGAGGAGUCUUCGUUCCAGGCCUUCCUGCGCACUGCUGAGCUGGCCGGCACAGAGUUCCAAGCCGAAAAGCUUAACAUUACGUUUGUGAACCCCAAACAGCGCGUGGGUCUGCUUAGUAAGACGCAGGAGCAGCGUAUGCAUCAAAAGCACGAUGAGCACCGUAACCAGCUUAAAAUCCCGCGACGUCCCAAAUGGAACAAGGACACUAGUGCUGAGGAGCUGGAGCGGGCCGAGAACGAGGCCUUUCUCGACUGGCGCCGCGAUCUGGCGCUGUUGCAGGAAGAUGAGGAGAUCCUGAUGACGCCAUAUGAAAAGAACCUCGAGUUCUGGCGCCAGCUCUGGCGUGUGGUGGAGCGCUCUGACGUUGUUGUUCAAAUUGUAGACGCACGCAACCCGCUUUUGUUUCGUAGUGUUGACCUGGAGCAUUACGUGAAGGAGGUGGAUCCAAACAAAAUGAACAUGAUUUUGGUAAACAAAUCGGACCUGCUUACUACAGAGCAGCGACGUCACUGGGCGGAGUACUUUGACAGCGAGGGCAUUCGCACGGCAUUUUACUCAGCCACUUUGGUGGAGGAAGAGUUGAAGCGCGAAGCAGAGGCUGGGCGCCAGGAAUCAUUUUCCGAGGUGCAACAGUUACGUGAGGCCGUCGAGGAGAUUCACCAGUCACUGGACAAAGUAGAGGACACAUUAAGUGCCAUCGAGCAGAAGCUCAGAGUGGACAUUGAACAGAAGGACGAUAAGCUGCCGCGCCUACCGGAGGACAAGAACAGUCCUCGUCUGCUGACCCGCCUGGAGCUUAUCGAGUUCCUAAGGCACAUUUACAACGGUCCGCGUCACACGGAUCAGCACGUUACCAUAGGCAUGGUUGGCUAUCCUAACGUUGGCAAAAGUAGCACCAUUAACUCGUUGAUGACUGUCAAGAAGGUGUCCGUCUCAGCCACUCCCGGCAAAACCAAACGCUUUCAGACGCUGUUUCUGGACAAGGACAUCCUGCUCUGCGACUGUCCUGGCCUGGUGAUGCCCAGCUUCGUGCUGACCAAGGCGGACAUGUUGCUCAAUGGUAUUUUACCCAUCGACCAGAUGCGUGAUCAUGUUCCCGCCGUCAACCUGCUGUGCGAGCGUAUCCCGCGUCAUAUACUGGAGGAUAAAUACGGUAUCGUGAUAGCCAAGCCGCUGGAAGGCGAGGACAUGGAACGUCCACCGCACUCCGAGGAGUUGUUGCUGGCCUAUGGAUACAAUCGCGGUUUUAUGACUUCCAACGGGCAACCGGAUCAGGCGCGUUCCGCCAGAUAUGUACUCAAAGACUACGUCAAUGGAAAACUGCUUUUCGCCUUGGGUCCGCCCUCGGUACCUCAGUCUGAGUAUCACACAUUUCCCGAACGUCAGCGCAAAGUCGUCGAGGAAUCGCAACUACCCAGCCAGCAGCAACGAGCAAUGCGGAUUGACAAGAGCACCUCCAAAGAGCUGGAUAAGCAGUUUUUUUCCGACAAGCCCACCCACGCCCACGUAAAGGGACGCACAAAUUUCCCAAACGUACGCUUAGCUAACGACGGCUCACUGGUUGCCGCAAAUGAUCCAUCAGCCAAACCUUGGCGUCACGUGAAGAAGGAAAGGCGCGAGAAGCUGCGCAAGAAGUUCUCGCACCUAGAUGAGCACUGAUUGUAGUGUUUUAGUCAUUUAUGUCCAAGGGCGUAUCUAAAAGGUUCUUGUAAUAUAUUAGCAUAGAUUUAGUUAGCUAUUAAAGUUCCCUGAACCUAAA